Molecule: messenger RNA, 817 nt
Organism: Cucurbita pepo subsp. pepo (vegetable marrow)
Lineage: Eukaryota; Viridiplantae; Streptophyta; Magnoliopsida; Cucurbitales; Cucurbitaceae
Product: photosystem I reaction center subunit II, chloroplastic-like
Biological process (GO): photosynthesis
Cellular component (GO): photosystem I; photosystem I reaction center
Source: RefSeq, a predicted model, not a curated record
UUAUCCUCCAUUCCCAACCCACCAUUUCUCAUCUCUCCCUCUGUUCUGCUCUGCUCUGCUCUGCUCUGCUCUGCUCCCAUGGCGAUGGCCGCUCAAGCAACCCUCUUCACCCCAUCUCUCACAACCCCCAAAUCCACCGCCACCGCCGUCUCCUGGAAGCAAUCCCCAACUCUCUCCUUCCUCAACGCCAAGCCCCUCAACCUCGCCUCCUCUUCCCGACUCAUCAAAGUCUCCGCCGAGGCCGAGGCCGCAGCUGCAGAAGCUCCAGCCGGAUUCUCCCCGCCAGAGCUCGACCCAAGCACCCCUUCCCCAAUCUUCGCCGGCAGCACCGGGGGGCUGCUCCGGAAGGCCCAGGUCGAGGAAUUCUACGUCAUCACAUGGGAAUCCCCCAAGGAGCAAAUCUUCGAAAUGCCGACUGGCGGCGCCGCCAUCAUGCGACAGGGCCCAAAUCUGCUGAAAUUGGCUAGGAAAGAGCAGUGCUUGGCGCUGGGGACGAGGCUGAGAUCCAAGUACAAGAUUAAGUACCAAUUUUACAGGGUUUUUCCCAACGGAGAAGUACAGUAUUUGCAUCCCAAAGACGGGGUUUAUCCAGAGAAGGUGAAUCCAGGCAGGGAAGGAGUGGGGCAGAACUUCAGGUCCAUUGGGAAGAAUGUCAGCCCCAUUGAGGUCAAGUUCACCGGAAAACAAGUGUAUGAUUUGUAACAAAAUUUCCCAUUUCUAAUGUUCUUAUAUCAUAUGAAUUAUCUUAUCAAUCCUUGUUAUUCUCUCUGUCUUGUUUAGCAAAUUCCGAUGUAUGUUGGAUUGUAAAUUUGUCGCA